Molecule: messenger RNA, 1968 nt
Organism: Talpa occidentalis (Iberian mole)
Lineage: Eukaryota; Metazoa; Chordata; Mammalia; Eulipotyphla; Talpidae
Gene: GP2
Product: glycoprotein 2
Exons: 11
Coding region: 96-1691 (531 amino acids)
Biological process (GO): neutrophil migration
Cellular component (GO): apical plasma membrane; cell surface
Source: RefSeq, a predicted model, not a curated record
GCCAGAGGAGAAGGAUCACUCUGUGUUCUUAUUCCAAGGUGCAUGGAAAAACCGCACACUGCUGAGUGACCUGCGUGUCUUGGCUCCUGGGAAGUAUGGGGGGCUCUUCUGUUCUAUGGCUGGCCUUGGCCUCCUACAUUCUGACCCUGGCAUCCACACAGGAGGAAGGUUACAGAAAACAGGAGAAGGCCAGCUCCAAGGUGCUGGACUUGGAAUGUGGAGACCCUGGCACCCCACAGGCUGGAGUCUGUUUUGACCCCUGCGAGAGUUACACCGUCCUGGACGAACCCUUCCGAAGCAUAGAGAACGAAAACGAUAGCACCCUGAAGUGUGACACCAACCUGUUCGGCUGGUACCGCUUUGUGGGGGAAGGAGGAAGCAAGAUGCCCGAGGUCUGCAUCCCACCUUUCCGAUGCCAGACAGCCGCUCCCAUGUGGCUCAAUGGGUCCCACCCCAUGGUCGAGGAGGGCAUCGUCAACCGCACAGCUUGUGCCCACUGGAGCGGCAACUGCUGCUUAUGGAAGAGCCAGGUGCAGGUGAAGGCCUGCCAGGACAACUACUAUGUGUACCGACUGCAGGGCGCCCCCGCUUGCAAUCUGGCAUAUUGCACAGAACCCACCACUGUGCCAGACAAGUGUAACAAGACCUGUCGCUCAGAGGAGGAGUGUAAGCUUGUCGACGGUGGCGUCUGGGGCUGUGUCUGCAGAAAGGACCUGCAAGCCUCUGAUGUUCAAAAUUUGCAUCCUCGGCUGGACUGUGGGGCUGAGGAGAUGAAAGUGUUUGUGGACAAGUGUCAGCUGGAAGCCUUGGGUUUUGAGGACCAGGUCAUUGGCUACCUGCGAGACUCGAACUGCAGCAAUUUCAUGCAAAAAGAGGAAGGGAACUGGCUGUCGAUGACCAGUCCUACACAGGUGGCUGCCUGUGGGAACAUUCUGGAGAAAAACGAAACUCACGCCAUCUACGAAAACACCCUCUCCUUGGCCAGCAAUGUCAUCAUCAGGGACAACAACCUCAACAUCAACUUCCAGUGUGCCUACCCGCUGACCAUGUACCACAGCCUCCAGACUGCUCUGCGGCCCAUUUUAAGUUCUCAGAAUAUCAGCGUGGAUGGGAAGGGUGAGUUUGUCGUCAGGAUGGCCCUCUUCAAGGACGGGAACUACGUGUCUCCUUUCGAAGGGGAAGAGGCUGUGCUGCCGGUAGAAUCCAUGCUCUAUGUGGGUGCCAUGUUGGAGACAGGGGACAAGUCCCGCUUCAAUCUGGUGCUGAAGAAUUGCUACGCCACGCCCACGAGCAAGAAGAAUGACCCUGUGAAAUAUUUCAUCAUCAAAAAUGGCUGUCCAAAUCGCAUUGAUUCCACAAUCUUCGUGGAAGAGAAUGGGGUCUCUUCAGAAGGCCGGUUCUCAGUUCAGAUGUUUGCGUUUAUUGGACAUUAUGACCUGGUAUUCCUGCAUUGUGAGAUUCAGCUCUGUGAUUCUGUUACUCAACAGUGCAAGCCAUCUUGCUCAGGAAAACAACUCCGCAGUGAAAUCACAGCCAUCAACUCAGACCAGGUUCUGGAUUUGGGACCCAUCACUCGGAAAGGUGGCCCAGCCCAGUCUCUUGGUCUCGUGAGUGGCAGCCCUGACACUGCAGGAUUCCUGGUGGUCUGGCCCAUGAUCCUCCUGCCUGUCCUCCUGGCAGGGCUGUUCUGAGAAGUCACUGGGUAGCAGCCUUCACUUCCCUCUGGCCCUGGCUUCCCAUCACCCUCUGGCUCUUCCGGUUCCCUCAGAUCACGUAGACAGUGUUAGCGUCCACAGACCCCAGGCUGGGCGAGGCUUGGGGAAAGCGGUGAGCUUCCCUGGCUUAACUCUCUGCGUGUCUUCCCUUUUUGCCCCCGUGUUGGGACCCUGCUGCCUCUCUUGGGCUGACUUCCUCAUUCAUUAGCAAGACCUUGAAAAUAAACUUGCCAGGUGUCUUUGGCUCCAUCUU